AUGGCUGCGGUUCCGUCUGAGAACGGCGUGGACGGAGAUGAUGAGAGGGAGGAAGGAGAAGAAGAGGAGGAGGAAGAGGAAGAUGAAGAACACGUGGAUGAGUCUGAGGAGGAGCCACGUCUCAAAUACCAGCGGAUGGGCGGCAACGUACCUGCGUUGCUAUCUAACAACGCUGCUUCCUGCAUCGCCGUAGCCGCGCGGAUGAUCGCGCUUGGUACGCACGACGGAACCGUUCAUAUCCUCGAUUUCCUCGGGAAUCAGAUUAGAGAAUUUCGUGCCCACACUGCUCCGGUUAACGACCUCAGCUUCGACUCUGAGGGAGAGUAUAUCGGAAGCUGUUCAGACGAUGGGUCUGUCGUUAUAAACAGCCUUUUCACUGAUGAUGAGAGGAUGAAAUUUGAUUAUCAUCGCCCCAUGAAGGCCAUUUCCUUGGACCCAGACUACGCCAGAAAGCAAUCAAAGAGAUUUGUAGCUGGUGGCUUGGCUGGUCACUUGUAUAUGAACUCCAAGAAGUGGCUCGGUUUUAGAGACCAGGUGCUGCAUUCUGGUGAAGGUCCAAUCCAUUCUGUGAAAUGGAGAGCAAGUCUCAUCGCCUGGGCUAAUGAUUCUGGUGUUAAAGUUUAUGAUACAGCCAAAGAUCAGCGUGUUACAUUUAUUGAAAGACCUCGGGGAAGUCCUCGGCCUGAGGCUUUGCUUCCCCACUUGGUUUGGCAGGAUGACACUCUGCUUGUGAUUGGUUGGGGAACAUCUGUUAAAAUUGCUUCGAUUAAACCAGACCAGCAAAAACCAGCAUAUAGGCACCUUCAGAUGUCUAGUAUAACGCAAGUGGAUAUUGUGGCAUCUUUUCAAACCAGCUACUACAUUUCAGGGAUUGCUCCCUUUGGUGAUUCUAUAGUUAUUCUUGCUUAUAUACCUGUUGAAGAAGAUGGUGAGAAGGAAUUUAGCAGCACCACUACUCUAUCGCGUCAGGGAAAUGCCCAGAGACCUGAAAUACGCAUUGUUUCAUGGAACAAUGAUGAACUUACAAUGGAUGCUCUUCCUGUACAUGGCUUCGAGCAUUACAAGGCGAAAGACUAUUCCCUUGCACAUUCUCCUUUUCCAGGUAGUAGCUACGCUGGGGGACAGUGGGCUGCUGGUGAUGAACCACUGUACUAUAUUGUUUCUCCAAAGGAUGUUGUGAUUGCAAAACCCAGGGACGCUGAAGACCACAUUAACUGGCUUUUGCAACAUGGAUUCCACGAGAAAGCCCUAGCAGCUGUGGAGGCUGGUGACGGACGAACCGAACUAAUUGAUAAGGUUGGUGCUGGGUAUCUUGAUCAUUUGAUUGUGGAAAGAAAAUAUGCCGAAGCAGCAUCUUUAUGCCCAAAAUUGUUACGAGGGUCUGCUUCAGCCUGGGAGAGGUGGGUUUUCCAUUUUGCUCAACUACGCCAGCUACCUGUACUUGUUCCAUUCAUGCCGACGGAUAACCCGAGGCUUAAGGAUACUGUGUAUGAGGUUGCUCUCGUGGCACUGGCAACCAACCCAUCAUACCACAAGGAGCUUUUGUCAACUGUUAAAUCUUGGCCACUUUCAGUAUAUUCUUCUUUGCCUGUUAUCUCAGCAAUAGAGCCUCAGCUGAACACAUCUUCAAUGACCGAUGCCCUUAAAGAGGCGCUGGCAGAGCUGUACGUGAUUGAUGGACAGUUUAAGAAAGCCUUUUCCCUAUAUGCUGAUCUUCUCAAACCAGAAGUGUUCGACUUUAUUGAGAAAUACAGCUUGCAUGAGGCUAUUCGUGGAAAGGUUGUUCAGUUAAUGUUGCUAGAUUGUAAGCGUGCCACUGCCUUAUUUAUUCAAAAUAGGGAACUGAUUGCUCCAUCUGAAGUUGUUCCGCAACUUCUGAAAGCUGGCAACAAAUGCGAUUCAAGAUUGUACUUGUACUUAUACCUGCACGCAUUAUUUCAAGUCAGCCCAGAUACUGGGAGGGAUUUUCAUGAUAUGCAGGUAGAACUAUAUGCGGAAUACGAUACUAAGAUGCUGCUUCCAUUCCUACGUAGCAGUCAACAUUACAAGUUAGAAAAGGCAUAUGAACUUUGUGUCAAGAAAGAUCUAUUAAGAGAGCAAGUGUUUAUCCUGGGGAGGAUGGGAAAUGCAAAACAAGCUCUUGCCGUCAUCAUAAAUAAACUGGGCGAUAUAGAAGAGGCUGUGGAAUUUGUGUCCAUGCAGCACGAUGAUGAUCUAUGGGAAGAGCUGAUUAAACAAUGUCUAAACAGGCCCGAGAUGGUGGGCUUGCUGUUGGAGCACACGGUUGGCAACCUGGACCCUCUUUACAUUGUAAAUAUGGUCCCAAAUGGCUUGGAAAUACCACGGCUAAGGGAUCGAUUGGUCAAAAUCGUAACAGAUUACAGAACUGAGACAUCUCUUAGACACGGUUGUAAUGACAUUCUCAAGACGGACAUUGUUAAUCUUCUAGUCAAGUGCUUCAACGAGGCGAGACGCGGGGUCUGCUUAAGCAACGAGGAAGACGAUUCCCGUGCAAAAAGAGAAGACAAUAACAGAUCAUUCUCACAGAGAGUGGUAGUAGGUAAAUCUCUGAGCAUGAAGAUGACAGAGGUGAAGUCGAAGACACGAGGGGACACACGGUGUUGCAUGUGCUUUGACCCGGUCUCGAUAAGAGGGGACACCGUGGUGGUCUUCUUUUGCUGCCAUGCUUACCACAUGACGUGCCUCAUGGAUGCUGCCUUCAGCAGCAGCAAUGACAAGACAAGCAAAGGUUCUUCGGGGUAUGAAUACGGCUAUGAUAACGGUGUGGAUGAUGAGGAGGAUGAGGAUGAGGAAGAAGAUGGCGAUGGUGGUGGGGACAGGCCUGGACGUUCGCGUUUACGAUGCAUAUUAUGUACUACUGCCGCUGCUGCGUCCGCUCGGUAG
This is a messenger RNA of Microthlaspi erraticum, 2904 nucleotides long. NCBI's taxonomy places the organism in Eukaryota, Viridiplantae, Streptophyta, Magnoliopsida, Brassicales, Brassicaceae. The record is from the annotation of a GenBank genome assembly.